Messenger RNA from Cannabis sativa, 606 nucleotides. RefSeq names its product auxin-responsive protein SAUR21. The record is from RefSeq and is a predicted model, not a curated record. Gene Ontology annotation, biological process: response to auxin. Lineage: Eukaryota; Viridiplantae; Streptophyta; Magnoliopsida; Rosales; Cannabaceae. The transcript has a single exon. The coding region runs from base 137 to 433 and encodes 98 amino acids.
AGAGAAGAGAUUUCAUUCAUCUAUAAAUAGAGUACAAAAACCACACAGCUAAAUCAUCAAGUACUCCUCAUUUUCACAACAAGAAAAUAUUUUUUGUGUACUCAAUACUUACUCUCUCAAGAAAAUACAUAUCAUCAUGGCAUUUGGAUUGCCUAGUUUUGUUAAGGGCAAGAAGGCUCUCCAAAGAUCGCUUUCGGGAAUUAAAGAAGCUGCUUUGAAGUCCAAAACUAUUCCGAAAGGCUACUUUGCAGUCUACGUUGGAGAGGAGCAAAAGAAGCGUUAUGUAGUACCUCUUUCGUACCUAAACGAGCCUGCGUUUCAAGAAUUGUUAAACAUGGCUGAAGAAGAGUUCGGAUAUGAUCAUCCAAUGGGUGGACUCACAAUUCCAUGCAGAGAAGACAUCUUCAUUGAACUCACUUCUCAGUUGAAUUGAUUGUAAAUCAUAGAAAACAUAACAUAAUUUAGCAUAAACAAUUUUGUAGAUCAUAUACUCCUAUUGUUUAACUACUUGUGAUUGUACAUAUAAAAAUUGCUCAUUUUAAUCUAUUUGUAUCUUUGGAAAGAUUUAUGUUUUCAUAUCUUACUAGAUUCUGUUUCUUACUGCCA